AUGGCGAGCAGAUCCUUGGUCAAAGUUUUCCUCGACGAAUCUCGUGAUGCACAGACUUCGGUGGAGACUGCGGCCUUUUCGGCCGACAACUUUGUAGCAACACUUAGUACUUCUCAGUUAGAGCAGCACAAUCUGGAUGGAACUAACAACGUGGUCCACCAGCGUGCAGCUAAGAUUCUGGCGAAUCAGCGCAAUGUAGCGCCGUAUACGCCAUCUGAUAAUAGGCGAACGAUGGGCUCGGAUACGUCCGCACUCCCAGACCCGGUUACGUUAUCUAGACCUGUAGUACGGCAAAAUCCGCCGGCUACUCAACCGGACUCAGGGAUAGCAGGGGUAGCAACAGGCAGUGGGGAUGUACCACUAACAGAGGCAGAGAAGGCGCAAUUUGCACAGGUCCAGGAGGAGGAUGCCAUGAGGCAGCGAAUCAGGCAAGAGGCGCGUCUUCUGAUGGCGGAAGAAGCUGCUCGCUUUCGAGCGGAGCCUCUCGCGGCAGAAAGCACGUCUGGCUCGUCAACGAAGGGAUCAACCACGGCGAGCUCAACCUCAGGAUCAGCGCAAUCUUUGAAUGGGGUGCUCCUGGCUUCUAGGGCGUCACGGAUGAUUGACCUGGCAGUUUUGCGUCUAUCAACUGGGAUGUCGGAAGACGUUUCGCAGUUCUGUAUGGUUCUUCGCAACGGCAGCAACAAAGCGUAUGCGGCACUUGCGAUGGUCAACGUCAACAUUAGUAGGGGUUUGCUUGCACAGGAUAUUGCUGAGCCUGCGCUACUGGAGAAAGUCGUGCCUCAUAGCACGUUCUUUCUGUUACUGGGUUUGCUCAGUUGGUUCCAGCAAUCAUGGGCACUUUAUGGCCCAUCCAAGAUUAAAGACAGGGUUAGCACUAAGGUUAAGGCGCGGGUCAAUAACCAGCAGCCAAAGCGCCCGCAGGAUGCUGAAGGCCAACAAGCGGGUGGUGGUGGUGGGCAUAACGGCGGGAAGAACGCCAAAGAAGGAGGUGGUCAGCAGCAGCAACAGCAGCUAACCACUCAGCAGCAAAUAUGA
Sphaeroforma arctica JP610 is the source of this 1038-nucleotide messenger RNA. RefSeq lists its product as hypothetical. Bases 1 to 1038 code for a protein of 345 amino acids. The record is from RefSeq and is a predicted model, not a curated record. The transcript has 3 exons. Lineage: Eukaryota; Ichthyosporea; Ichthyophonida.